AUGGUUUGGUGUGGACAUGUCAACACCAACACCUCUACUGAUUUUGCUGGGCAAGCUAAAACUCGUGAUGAAUUUGAAAAAGCAAUGCAACAAACUGUUAAUCAAACAGAUAAAUUUCAUAAUCUGGACGGUGUUAUUUCACCAAAGAAUACACUGAAAAGUUUACUUUUUACAAUCGAAGGUAAAAGAGAAUUCAAACGAUGUGAACGUGAAACACAAGCAUAA
This is a messenger RNA of Rotaria sp. Silwood2, 225 nucleotides long. The record is from the annotation of a GenBank genome assembly. Lineage: Eukaryota; Metazoa; Rotifera; Eurotatoria; Philodinida; Philodinidae.